AAAAAGAAAAAAAAAAAAAAAAAAAGCACCCAAACCAAAAAUUAACCAACCAAACAACCCCCAACAGCCAAGCAUACAUCUCUAUUUUUUUUAUUUUGGUCUUUUCGUUGGAUUUUCCCUUCUUUUUUUUUUUUCUCUCCUUUUUUUUCGUGUUAUCGCUCAGUUUUGAGCGAAGGUUUACAUUUUUAAAAAAUUUGCUUUCCAGCCCGCCUUGAUCUUCUAGCGCGAGUUCAUCGUCUCAAAAAAAAAAAAAUCUCUGGCUGGCGUUUUUCUUUCCUUUUUUUUUUUUUUUUUUUUUUUUUUUUUUUCAAUAUUUUCAAGGGGGAGGAGAUUUUCCACAAGAAAAGGUUGUUUUCAUGUUUGGGAUUCAGGAAAGCAUCCAACGGAGUGGAAGCAGCAUGAAGGAAGAGCCGCUGGGCAGCGGCAUGAACGCGGUGCGGACGUGGAUGCAGGGCGCCGGGGUGCUGGACGCCAACACGGCGGCGCAGAGCGGGGUGGGUCUGGCCCGGGCUCACUUUGAGAAGCAGCCGCCUUCCAAUCUGCGGAAAUCCAACUUCUUCCACUUCGUCCUGGCCCUCUACGACAGACAGGGCCAGCCCGUGGAGAUCGAGAGGACAGCCUUUGUUGGGUUCGUGGAGAAGGAAAAAGAAGCCAACAGCGAAAAGACCAAUAACGGGAUUCACUACCGGCUCCAGCUCCUCUACAGCAAUGGGAUAAGGACGGAGCAGGAUUUCUACGUGCGCCUCAUUGACUCCAUGACAAAACAAGCCAUAGUGUAUGAAGGCCAAGACAAGAACCCAGAAAUGUGCCGAGUCUUGCUCACACACGAAAUCAUGUGCAGCCGCUGUUGUGACAAGAAAAGCUGUGGCAACCGAAAUGAGACUCCCUCAGAUCCAGUGAUAAUUGACAGGUUCUUCUUGAAAUUUUUCCUCAAAUGUAACCAAAAUUGCCUAAAGAAUGCAGGAAAUCCACGUGACAUGCGGAGAUUCCAGGUCGUGGUGUCUACGACAGUCAAUGUGGAUGGCCAUGUCCUGGCAGUCUCUGAUAACAUGUUUGUCCAUAAUAACUCUAAGCAUGGGCGGAGGGCUCGGAGGCUUGACCCCUCGGAAGGUACGCCCUCUUAUCUGGAACAUGCAGCUACUCCCUGUAUCAAAGCCAUCAGCCCGAGUGAAGGAUGGACGACGGGAGGCGCGACUGUGAUCAUCAUAGGGGACAAUUUCUUUGAUGGGUUACAGGUCAUAUUCGGUACCAUGCUGGUCUGGAGUGAGCUGAUUACUCCUCAUGCCAUCCGUGUGCAGACCCCUCCUCGGCACAUCCCUGGUGUUGUAGAAGUCACAUUGUCCUACAAAUCGAAACAGUUCUGCAAAGGGACACCAGGAAGAUUCAUUUACACAGCGCUCAAUGAACCCACCAUCGAUUAUGGUUUCCAGAGGUUACAGAAGGUCAUUCCUCGGCACCCUGGCGACCCCGAGCGUUUGCCAAAGGAAGUAAUACUCAAAAGGGCUGCAGACCUGGUGGAAGCGCUGUAUGGGAUGCCACACAACAACCAGGAAAUUAUUCUGAAGAGGGCUGCUGACAUCGCAGAGGCUCUGUACAGUGUCCCCCGCAACCACAGCCAGCUCCCGGCCCUCACCAACACCUCGGUCCACGCGGGAAUGAUGGGCGUGAAUUCCUUCAGUGGACAACUGGCUGUGAAUGUCUCCGAGGCGUCACAGGCCACCAAUCAGGGUUUCACCCGCAACUCAAGCAGCGUGUCACCACACGGGUACGUGCCGAGCACCACCCCCCAGCAGACCAACUAUAACUCCGUCACCACGAGCAUGAACGGGUACGGCACUGCCGCCAUGUCCAACCUGGGCGGCUCUCCGACCUUCCUCAACGGCUCAGCUGCCAACUCGCCCUACGCCAUCGUGCCAUCCAGCCCCACCAUGGCCUCCUCCACAAGCCUCCCCUCCAACUGCAGCAGCUCCUCGGGCAUCUUCUCCUUCUCACCAGCCAACAUGGUCUCAGCCGUGAAACAGAAGAGUGCUUUUGCACCAGUCGUCAGACCCCAGACCUCCCCGCCUCCCACCUGCACCAGCACCAACGGGAACAGCCUGCAAGUGUUGUGUCUUUGUGGAAAUCUUCAUGGGCCCCACUUGGGCGAGUCAGUGUGCCAACGGCUUUUCUGGAACAUUCCAAGCCUCAAACACCCAUCCCUCUCACCCACGUAAGUAAUCUUGAGGAUUGAAGCACAGAUACAGGAAAAACAGCUCCUAUAAACCCAGGAGCUUCCCUGCAGUCAUGCAGUGGGAUUACUUUAUAAAAAGGUCUCUUCACAGGUAUAGCAGCUUACAGACUACAAACAGCAAUCUUGUCCUAAAAUGUAUUCAUCAAGAAGUGUUCUGCAUCUGGAGUUUAGGAAGUCACAGAUGAGAUGUAGGGAGCUGUGACCCCAGUGUUCUAUGCAGAGUGUUAGGUGCAGGUACAUAUGGGUCUUCUUCUGGAGAGAGAUUCCAUGGUGUCUGCUAGGCUCUACGAGAAGUCUGAGGGCCAACAAAGGCACGGUAGGAAGGUAUGGACAGGCCAAAGCCUCCCCCUAGAUACCCUCCAAUAUGUCUGUUUUUAAUUUUAACUGUUCGCUAACACGUAUGAACUGGGCUGUUUUGUAUUUUAAAACAUUCAGAUCUCCAUCUUCUCUUGAAAGAAUUCAGAAAAGCUGGUGGUUGUGAGCAGGCAUUUCUGUACAGCAGCGUUGGGGGAGCCCGCUCUAAAGAAGGCAUGCCCUUGGCAGAGUCGCUUUGGUCCCUACCAGGGCACAUCGCUCACUUAUGUUCCCAGUCUGGGCUCCCAGGGCAUUGGAGUCUGCACCCCCUGUCAUCCAGAUUAAGAAGCACUGUUAGCUAUGGACUAGCACAUCAGUUAGCUUUGCUUUAUAACUUUUAAUGGGGCCCCAGAUUGCUAGAUCUUUUUUAUUUUUUUUGUUUUUUGUUUUUUUCCUUCUGGCCAUCCAGAAUUUAAAAAAAAAUCCUGAUGUUUUCAGGGCCCAAUUAAUAAACUUAAUAAAUGUUGGCCAGACCCACUGACCAAAUCAGCAGGAAGUUUGUCAGUUGUCUGCUUUGCUUUGCAUCGUAUUGACACUGCCUGAGCUACCCGGCUGGCUGUCCAAUAGGGCACUGCCCUUUAAUGCCAGGCACACAAAGUAGAUUUUGGUGGAAGGCAAAAGUGAGAUUUGCUUCUCUUGCCAGAGGCUUAGAACUCCCACAGAAAGACCUGUCUUUAAUAAGGGUGUCGGAACCCACCUCCAGCCUAGAUGAAAGAUCCUUAGGGAGGCAGAGCCGGGCUGAGCUGUCACAGUGCAAAGAGCCCCUGCCCCCUUGCCUUUGGAGCUAUAGCAUCUUGGAGUUUCAAGUUAAGGCUUGGGUUGAAAAUCUGAGCUCCCCGUUUCAGUCAGAUCUAAGGCUCACUUGAAUCUUAGGGGGACUGCUUUUCCAACUGAUCUCGAAUCUUUGGGGGUUUAAGUUGGCCUGCAUUUGGCAAGAGACACUUCCUGUUUCUAAGAAAAAUGGCUUAUGAGGGCUUACGAAAAGACUCCAGGAGCUUUUGGACUGCAGAACGGCUCUUGCAAAACAACAUUUGGAUGAUUUACGUGUAUAUGAAUCAGAAACAUGUGGAUUAAAUUUCCCUGUGAAUACAGAUGGGUUUAAAAAUUAACGGAAAAAGUGUUUGGCAAAAUACAUUUUUUAAUUGAAUUUAAA
Molecule: messenger RNA, 3737 nt
Organism: Leopardus geoffroyi (Geoffroy's cat)
Lineage: Eukaryota; Metazoa; Chordata; Mammalia; Carnivora; Felidae
Gene: EBF1
Product: EBF transcription factor 1
Exons: 16
Coding region: 357-2213 (618 amino acids)
Biological process (GO): regulation of transcription by RNA polymerase II
Molecular function (GO): RNA polymerase II cis-regulatory region sequence-specific DNA binding; DNA-binding transcription factor activity, RNA polymerase II-specific
Source: RefSeq, a predicted model, not a curated record